Molecule: messenger RNA, 1683 nt
Organism: Cyprinus carpio (common carp)
Lineage: Eukaryota; Metazoa; Chordata; Actinopteri; Cypriniformes; Cyprinidae
Product: CD27 antigen-like
Biological process (GO): signal transduction; negative regulation of apoptotic process; apoptotic process
Cellular component (GO): external side of plasma membrane; membrane
Molecular function (GO): transmembrane signaling receptor activity; protein binding
Source: RefSeq, a predicted model, not a curated record
UGGAACUAGUUAAAAGUUAAACCAAGACAGAAAACCUUUAAUGGAACAUUUGGGGUAGAGGAAAAAGAUGCGCAGGAGAAAUAUCAACAGAAAGACCUGCUGCUGCUAUUGGGGGUCCUAAGCAAGAGUCAUUCAUAUAACGUUGGUUGAACUUAGUUUAAAUAUGACUCAUCUGACAUUUCUGAUAAAGAUUUAAUGCUGAAGAGCUGUCCCCUCAUCUUCAAAGAUUCAGAGGGGCCCGACUAACUCACAGCUCUCGUCUUUUUCUUACUGUCUCCUAUCUGGUACACACUUUCAAGUAAGAUGCUUGCCCUGCUCAGUGUCCUCCUGCUUUCAUCACAUGUCCUUACUCUCGUCCAAUCAACAUCAUGCGAUGACAAAACAGAGUACUUGAAUGACAAUACAUGCUGCAAAAAAUGUAAACCAGGAGAGCUUUUGAUACAGAAAUGCACACAACAAAUGGCUGAUACUGAGUGUGCCAGAUGUGGAGAUGGCUACUUCACGGACGACUAUAACAUCAAUUACCACUGGUGCAAUGAAUGCAGAACGUGCACCAAAGACCAUAUGAUGUAUGAGAAGAACUGUACGUCAACAAGUGAUGCAGUGUGUACGUGUGUUGAGGGCUACAGAUGUAGAGACAGUAAAUGCCAGGAGUGUGAGAAAAUUCAGACAUCUACUGUUUCUUCACUUGCUACUAUUAAAGCAAUACCGCCCACCCAUGAUAUAGUGUGGAUCUCGGUGAGUCUGUGUUGUGCGUGUAUGUGUGUGUGCGUUCUGCUCACCUGUUUCCUUCUCAUCAGCAGACAUGCACGACAAUAUGGAUGGAUCAUGCCAACAUCACCUGGUCAAUGGCGCACAGACAAGAGCAACUCUGGAUCCAGCCAGUGCACAGAGGAAGAGGAGGUACCAAUGCCAGUGCAGGAGAUGUGUGGAAAGACUGAAAAACUUGAGGAUGUCUGAGAAAAGAGCAGGAAGAAGACCACUGAUGCGUCUAUGGAUUGAGUAUUUACUCUGAUACAAACCUGCUGCUGCCAUUUACGCAAGAGAAAAUCUGCACUCAGGUGGCCCAUCUGAAGGUUCUGUGAUAGUGACUGUCCUUCCUGAGAAAUCCCGAGAUAGAGAGAGAUUUGUGUUGCCACUGCACAUAACAUACAACAUAGAGCUAAUCUUUUUAUACAAAUGAAGGUUUUAUUCUCUGCACGCUUGUUUGUAUUUAUAAUUGGGUAGUUUCUGCACAGCAUGCCCAUGGUCUUUUUUAAGUGUAUAUUAAUGUAUAAGGUAAAGUGCAAGUUGAAGUUUUUUACUUAUUCUGAAGUUAUUUUUUAUAUAGCUUUUCAUUUAUUUUAACAUGUCUCAAAAUAAUAAGAAGUUAUAGAAGCUGCAUCUAUAAAAUGAUGAAAAUAUUAAAACAUAAAAUGAACAUAAUAUUUUUUUUUUAAUAUUUUAAAAAGUUUUUGAUGGGAAUAUAACAUGCCAUUUCCUACAAGUGUUUUAUGUCAGUUACCCAGUUUUAUAAAUUUUAUAAGUUUUAUAAUUGUAUUUGUAUUUGCAGUGAAGUUAAUGUACUCUGAGAAACAUGUCAAAAAAUAAAUCUUUAUUGAUUCUAUUGCACUUUACGAUUAAUAUCAAGUUUAAAAAUGUGUAUUACAGCGAAUAUAAAACAUAAUAUAUGAUGACACAACA